Molecule: messenger RNA, 3718 nt
Organism: Anopheles nili
Lineage: Eukaryota; Metazoa; Arthropoda; Insecta; Diptera; Culicidae
Gene: Nab2
Exons: 4
Coding region: 82-3711 (1209 amino acids)
Biological process (GO): regulation of mRNA stability
Cellular component (GO): cytoplasm; nucleus
Molecular function (GO): metal ion binding; poly(A) binding
Source: RefSeq, a predicted model, not a curated record
AUCCUAAAGCAACUUUUGUUGCCCUUUGCAUCAAGCAUUACUGUUCAAACAUUUGAUUUGGCUGACAAAAGAUCUCGCAAAAUGGAUACCUUAGGAACAGAAAUAGGCCAGAAAAUGAGGAGUGCCGUUAAGGCAAAACUUAUAGAACUUGGCACAGGAUCCGCAACUGGUUAUAUCGACGAUGAGCUGCCAGACUACGUAAUGAUAAUGGUAGCUAACAAACGCUCGCGGCAGCAGAUGGUUGACGAUCUGUCACUAUUUCUCGGUUCCCAAACCGAGAUAUUUGUAAAUUGGCUUCAUCAAGUGUUGCAAAAGCUGCAGGAAGUAACGUUGCCGGCUUCGGCAACGACAAAACCCAAGGAAGUUACAAAGAAAAAAAUAUCUGAGCCUGAUGAUAAACGGAAGGAUAAAAAAAGGAAAGAGAAGAAAGCAAAGCGACGCGGCCGCAGCACCGACGAGGAAGCCGACGUUCCGAACGCUUCCGGUAGAACGAGCGGUGCAGAAGAAGAAAAUACUCCACCACGACCAGCAAUGGUUCUUCCGGCAGGUUCGAUAACCGAGGUGUUUGCAAAUCAGUACAUAGAGAAAGCUAAAAAAUCAUUGGAAUCUGACAAUAUUCCAAUUGCAAAGAAACCAGCGCCCGAGCGCGCUGCAUCACGAGAACGGCCAAAAACUCCACCAUCAACAAGAGACGGUUUCGAAAUUCCGUCCAUCUCUGAAAUUGCUAGUGCUGCCGCUGUCCACAAGCACCACAAAGAGCUUUGCGAGCUGAAAGAAAUAGAACAACGAAUUAGUGAAGCAAAAAGGCACCUAAAAUCACUAGGUACGGAUAUUUCGGAUGACGAUGACGAUAUUUCAUUAGAUUUGAAGGCGAUCGAUGAUGAUUUGCAACCAUCCAAAUUGGGGUCCGUUGAACCGGUAGCAGAACGACAAAGUAAGACGAAUACAAGUGGGAUCUCCGGCAAACAAAGACAACGGAUAACGAUGACCUCUGAGGAACCAUCGAAGCGACCUCCAGCCAUGCGAAGCACGACUCCGCCAACACGUGUCACCGAAUCAGAAUCGGCGAUUCCAAAGAAACGAUCCGUGUUAGAUCGUCUCGGAACGAAACGCUUGCCAGCUACGGUGCAGGAAAACGACGCAAUUGUCACGGAUGUUACAAUUCGCGAAACACUGACGGAAGACAGAAAUAAACCCAAAAACGGUCCCAACACUGCUGGAGGGACAACAAAUAAAAGCACCAUCAUCAGCCUGUCGGCUCACAGGCGAGAGGAGAGGGAAAUAUACGUGCCUCUGUUCCGACGAAAGGAAUCAGCAGACGAACAGCAGCGAGUAAAAAGUCGACCACGACAAGAACCCUUAACGAGAGGUAGGAGUAGGGAGCGAAACGUUCGCGAAACGAAAUCUCCUGUAUCCCGAAUACCGCCACCAACUAGAAAAGAGCCGAGUCGGCCAAGAUCACGAGAAAGUACUUUUCGUCGAGUCGAUAGCCGCGAUACACCAGCGAUAGUGCCCAAAUCUCGUACACGGGAGCGUUCGCGUAGUCGCGAAUGGACCAGAGAGGCGGAACGUGUUCGUUCCGAUUCCAAUAGCCGUGCGAACAAUGGUGGAACGGACCCUGUUCGAGGACGUAUUGGUUCGCGAGUGAUCGUACUUCCACCAAAACCCGAAUUUAACGAGGAAAUGAUCCAAGUGCCGGUGGCGAGUGUUAUUAAAGUCCAGCCACGGCCGGUGGUACCGAAAGGAAAACAGCCCAGUAAAAAUUUACUGCUGAAAGCAAUGGCUGAAGCGCAACGGUCGACUGUGGCCAAUCUGAAGAAAACUAUUGAUAACACAGUCGAUACCGGCAAACAUCAUAUAGGAAUGAAGAGAAAACUGCUGAUUGAAAUUCCCGGUGCAACAAACACCCAUCCAGCGGGUGUUCAUUACGACUCGGAUGAUGACGAGCAAUUUCAUCUCCAGGAAACUGGAAUGAUUUUUAACUAUCGCGAGGAAGAUGAAGAAGACAGAGAAGAGGAAAGUGAGGUGGUCGAUAUUGCAAAUCAAAUGUUGAUGGAGGAUUGUGAUGUGGAUGAGGAAUUUAAGGAAAUACUCGAAAACGAGUAUGAUGUCUCUCAUCCGCGCAAUCUUCACAGCCAUCAUUUGGAGAUAGACCCUACAGAGGAAAAAGUCUCUGCUGACGUUAUAGAGUGUUCAGUUGAUGAUAAAGACACGAAAUUUGUCGUUACGUUGGACGGUGCGUACAAAACUUCUCUAGAGGAAAGUGUUUCCCCGAGCCACACUCCUCCCCGACCGCCUGCAGCAGCGGAAAGUGCUCCAAAAGCUAGAACGUCCGUGAUGGAUCGUAUAGGCUACAAAGGUGGAAGUUUACGUGAAGUAAGUAGAAGAUCCCCCAAUCCAAAGGACUCCAAAGAAAUGGAAGAGACGCUGAAGAAACGUAAAGAACGGUUCAGUGAAAAAUCAGUCGUAGCUGCUUCCGUAGCACCGAAAGCAAUUGGCAAGACAACCUUGUCACCGCUUCCAUCGGUUUCUCGAGGCACUACACAUGGCUCAAGCGUUUCGUCAUCCAAGCAUCAGCGAUCACCCAAAUCGAGCUCUCGUUCCUCACACUCGAUGCAAAGCCACUAUAGCUCGCGGCGCCGUACACCAUCAUUAAGUCCGGAACGGCCAGCAAGGCCUCGGAAAGGAUCUCCAAUCCAUUCUCGAUCGAAACGUAGCAGUUCUAUGCGCAAUGUUUCUAGCUCGCCCAGCCAUCUAAACGAGCUGUUGCUCCAGCGCACGAAGGAACUAAUGGAUGAUAGUGUGUCCUCCUCGCCGAUCUACAUGACGAAGUCGGAUUAUGACAAAAUGGAACCUUCCUCGCGCAAACGAAAACGCGUCUCUCCCAUUCAGUUCAACUUGACCGAUGAGGACGAUCGGCACGACAGCGACGAUGAUUACCAUCAUCAUCGUGACCGGCGGGCGCGAAGCAGGGACGAGUAUCGACCACGCCGCAGCCGGGAGCGUGAAAGUGACGAACGGAGCUCAGCCAGAAAAGACUCUAGGCGUGAUUGGGAACGAGAAAGCGGAGAGCGGCGUGAUAUCCGCGAUGCAAACAGAUUGAAAUCGCCUGGAAGAAAAAUCAAAAAGCUUGAAUCUAGCCGUAAAUUUGACGAUAUUCCACCACUGCUCAGUUCCGUGGCACUGUCUGGAUCGGAUGGGAAAAACAGCAAAGGAGGCAGCGGCGGUGCCAUCAAAGAACGUUGCAAAUAUUUCCCCAACUGUCGCCAGGGAGAUGCCUGCGAAUUUCUUCACCCAGCAACUCCAUGUAAAGCGUUUCCCAGCUGUAAGUUUGGCGAUAAAUGCCUUUAUCUACAUCCAAUGUGCAAAUACGACCAAACCUGUCAUCGUCUGGAUUGCAAUUUUAUGCACUCAAAGAGUGCAUCUUCUCCCACGUCGAGUAGUCUGUCGGCUCCACCACUUGCCUCAUCCGUUGUUCCGGUACAAAACUACAAAACGAUUAGUGCUAAGCCACUUCCUCCGCUCUGCAAGUACUACCCUAAUUGCGUCAACAACCAGUGCCAGUUCCUGCAUCCAAAAAUGUGUCGUUUCGGGAAGCAUUGCGUUAACAAAAUAGAGUGUAAUUUCUAUCAUUACGAUAUACCUUCGAAAGAUAUGCACGAUGCACAUUCGAAGGAUAAAUUUAAAUGGAUCUCUCCGUUUUCCGCUUAAACCAUGU